AUCCAAGUUUCAACAACUCUUAUACGACCAUAUUUGGUAUGUUGAUUUAAUUUUCAUCCAAUGGUCAAUAUGUUUAAAAGAAAUUAGUUACUAAUUUUCGCAGAUACUAUAACAAAAUUAGUAUUUUGUUUUUUUCACUUCCACGUAUUGCGAAAAUUUGACACCUUAUGUACAUAGAGAUAGAAGUAAAGUAUUAGUAUUACUAUUAACUAUUAUGGCAUCUUUAUAUUUAGUACUAGUUUAUAAAAAAAAUCCAUAGGAUUAUCUUCUACUUGCAAAUUUCAGUUAUCCUAUUGUAAUAUCUUUUUCAGUAAAACUAAAGAGGAAAUACAUCAUCAUAUUUUUUAGUAUACCAACAAAUAAUUUCAUGACACAAUGCUUCUAAAGAUUAAGACAAAUUAAACUCCCCAAAAUUCCUUCCAUAUUAUUCAACAAAUAUCACUGUUUUGAUAUGUUUGGAUAUGGUCUUUCAGAAUUUUCAUUCUCUAUAAAUAUCAGAAAGUGAAACCUUUUUUCACACACAUAAAAACACUGUUAGCGAUAUAAAACACAGAUUACAAAAAAAGAAGCACAAAUCAUCAUGAGCAUUUUGAAAGGAACAAAAAGGUAUAUUGCCGUGGCAAUAUUCAUAGCAUGUUUGUUCAUAAGCAACAUGAACGUAGCAGCUGCAAAUGUUAUUGGCUAUCCGCCAAUAAAAGGCGGCGAUGACCAACCAGGAUGUGAUCAUGGCAAAUGUCCACCCAAACAACCGGCGAAUCCGUACCAUCGCGGUUGUGAAAAAACAAAUAGAUGUCGCGGUCCAUCUCCACCAGUUCCUCCUCAAAAGAUGAUAUAAUAGGGAAAAAAAGUAGUUUCAAUUUGUAACAAUGUAACAAAGCCCCAUGAAUAAAAACUAUUGUUUGGUUUUGUUUAAUCCAAACUGUUAUUUCUAUUUUCUAAAUCAUACAAAGUACAAACCAAAUCAAUUUAGAUGGCUUCACAAACACCAGUGACCUAAUUAUGUCUGAACCAAUUCUGGUUACUGAAAAUAGGUAGUAAACGUGA
Arabidopsis lyrata subsp. lyrata is the source of this 1044-nucleotide messenger RNA. RefSeq names its product protein RALF-like 28. The record is from RefSeq and is a predicted model, not a curated record. The coding region runs from base 581 to 835 and encodes 84 amino acids. The transcript has a single exon. NCBI's taxonomy places the organism in Eukaryota, Viridiplantae, Streptophyta, Magnoliopsida, Brassicales, Brassicaceae.